Messenger RNA from Suillus plorans, 845 nucleotides. RefSeq lists its product as uncharacterized. NCBI's taxonomy places the organism in Eukaryota, Fungi, Basidiomycota, Agaricomycetes, Boletales, Suillaceae. The coding region runs from base 1 to 816 and encodes 271 amino acids. The transcript is spliced from 8 exons. The record is from RefSeq and is a predicted model, not a curated record.
AUGAUUGAAGCAGUAUUUACAGUGUACACUCCGAUUUUGCCAACUGCCAGAAGACCUAGUCAAAAAACCGUUCUCUCUUCGUCUAUUCACUUGUUCACGCAUAUGGACUUCUGGCAACAUGCACUGGUCAAGAGUCCCAACGAUUCCUGGUUGUGCGACCACGGCCUGCUGGCCAGAAGGAGUUCUUGGGUUACCAUACUUAACCUGCUAGAAGUUUCAGAGUGUGGGCUUGAAGACGACUGCCCCAUGUUUCAUGGAAUCAAAGACUACAUCACACUAGUCGCUGGAGUUACCUUGACCGGGGCGGCUGCGACUAGAAACGAUAUCUCGGACAUAGCCAUUUGUUGGGAUGGCGGAAGAUGCAGCGUCACAAGCUUUUCACAAACCCGGUUCCACAGCUGCUGCUCAAGUUCUUCUCCAGGAUUUUUCCCUUGUUUCCCCCUCGCUUCCCUUCCGGACGUCGAUGAUCCGGCCUUCGAUCCUUUCACUUUAUCAGUGCCACUCAAAGCUCGUGCACCCAACAAAACAUUCCUCCGCAUUUGGCCUAUCAUCGAACAUGUCAAGGACAUCUUUCGACCUGAUUUCAUUAUAGUUCAGUGUGGCUUAGAUGGCCUAGCGGGUGAUCCCAUGGCAACCCUCAACUGGUCCUUAAGGCUCGCUCGGCUGGUGCAUGCAUCGCAUCAUCCGCGAAUGGCAAGGGAAAAAAUGUUACUUGGCGGAGGUGGUUAUGACACGCCCAAUGCCGCGCAAGCUUGGACAUAUCUCACCUCUGUGGCAGUAUGUUUGAAUCUCAGGUUCUGGUUCGUCAUAUAUUGAUACAUUGUGUCUAACAGGGAGGAAUUCCG